Diorhabda sublineata is the source of this 6497-nucleotide messenger RNA. RefSeq lists its product as uncharacterized. The transcript has 2 exons. The coding region runs from base 570 to 4250 and encodes 1226 amino acids. The record is from RefSeq and is a predicted model, not a curated record. Lineage: Eukaryota; Metazoa; Arthropoda; Insecta; Coleoptera; Chrysomelidae.
AAAAACAAUUACAACAAAGGUUAAAACUCUUCUCGCUCAGGGGCAACGGCCGAGAUUUCACACAUUUGAGAUGUUGCCUCGGUUAGGAAAAAUAGGACCAGGGUCUUGAUAGUAGAAACUUAAUUUGAAUAUAGCAUUCCCUAUAUAUGUAUACAAUCAAACAAUAAUAAAUAUUAAGUUAGAUAAAAAAACCUGCAUCGCUUUUUUAUGAUAAUUGCAUAUUAAUUGCUAUUAUUUAACAACAAUUUUCGAACUAAACCAUUAAUUAUACACAAAGUCAAGCUGACAAAGCAACAUCUAUGAAGUAAAAAAGUGUCCUACCUAUCUGGAUUUUUAUUAUCGAUCGUACGAAAAGGCUGCAUACUGCAUUUACUUAAGCUAAACAAAUAGUAAAGAUAAAAAUACAAGUGGUGAUAAAGGAGAUAACCGUCGAUAAUUCGUACUUUCCACGCAAGCCUUAAUCAGUACUACGCCCAUCGUUGUUACAAAAAAGAAUGUUAUUUAUGUGAAAACAUAAUAAUAACAAUAAUCUGAGAAUCUAAGAGAGAAUCCAGUUUCACUCCACCGACAUGGACACGGACAUACUAGUACGGCAAAACGCAGUUGAAAAACUAGACAACCCAAACCAAAUAGACAGCGGCUGCGAAACGAGCACUACAAAGUCGACAGAGGAAAUUUUACUAACAACUACGAUAGUUACGGAAGAAAUAUGUACUGACAAUAACGACGUGUUAGUUUUGAGAACGACACCCGAAAGUAACAGAAGAAUUAUCAAUAAAUCAGCUUAUGCUAAGUUACACAGAUCUUUAUCCCCAACAAGACAGCUCGAUUACAUCAAAUCUAGAUACGAAACAAACGAUAUCGAAAUAAAUAAAAGUGAUACCGAAAAAUCUAAAUUGCAUCGAAAUUCGGCUAUCAAGCUAAACAAACAAGAAGCAGAUUCGACCAGAAUUAAAUCGAAACUACCACUUCCUAAAUCUAAAGCAACGAUAAAAAACGAGAACAAAUUACCGGUACAGAAAGGAGUAGAAAAAUCCAAAUAUCGGCACAGCCUUAUUCUGGAUAGAAAAUCGAAAAAAAAAGAUGAAAAUUCGAAUGAAGUAUUCAGAAAAAGCAGCUCGAGUUCAGGAGAAUUUAUUACUAUAGUACCCAGAUCCGAAUCGAUUGAAACCGUCGAUAAAUUAGAACACGAACUUAGUUUAUUCACAAUGGAUAAAAAACCCAAAGAUAAAAAACGCGCCAACAGCUUUAGGAAAAUAUUCACUGGUAAAAUUUUUAGUAAAGAAAAGAAGAAAAAAGAUGAUACUGAACAACAAAGGAAAACUGUUAACAUCGAUAACAUCCAAAAUGAAAACAACGCUUUUUCAAGACAGUUUCCUUAUAGACACAGCAUGGGAAAUACCAAUAUACCAAAACCAACUAAAAUACCACAAAUAGAAGAAAAGCACCAACAACCUAUAAAUAUUGAAGAAAUAGAAAAGAAAUAUGCACAAAUGCACGUUAAAGAAUUCAAUAAUAUUAAACACAACUUCGAAAAUCCAAAAAGUCCCGAAACACCUGAUAAACCUGUACAAACUGUAAACCCUGGUCCCAUGGAUUUCAAAAAAGUAGCAAAUAUAAACAAAUUUAUCGAUACUAGUUCUUCAGCAAGUACGAUGGAAUCCGAUAGGGAAAAUUCUAUUAAACAAUUCAAUCAAGACACAGAAAAUCCGUAUAGAUCUCUGAGAUUUGCAGAUAAUCAAAGGAAUACGCCUCCAAGAGCACAAGAACUCAGACAAAUACAAGACGUAAAACUAGUAAAUCCAAAAGCCUUAAUCCCUAUCAAUUCAGAAAGACCUUUACCUAAUCCUUACCAAAACAUCGCUUCAAGCAAACCAAAAGUUAGUCCCAAACCACAAUUAACUCGAACUGCUCAUCAUAGUCCUUCCCCAAAACCAAAUAAUACUACUCACUUCAACUAUCCCGAACAAGAACCUAAACCUGUAUUUGAUGAAACCUAUGGCACUGUUUUCGAUAGUUUGGAAUUGAAGAAAGAAGUUCCAGUUCAAAAAAUAAUUCUAAAACCACCAAGAUCACCUUCACUAGAACCAACCAAACUAAAAUUGCCACCAAAUAGAGAUGUCGGUCCGAUGUCUCCAAGAAUGAAAUCACCGAUUCCUCAACAUCAUGUUAGUGCCGAAAAGCUAAUAGCUACAGAACUACUGAGAAGCUCUAGAUCACCGACACCAACUAAAAAGAGACCAAACCAACUCGUUUCGAAUCAACAGAGACAGGAGACUAAUAUAGAUUUUUCAGAUAAUGAAAGUAUGCGGCCAAUUUUAUCAACUAAACCUCCAAUUUCUAGAAUGCCUGAACAUGUUUCAAGAAUCACUUCACUAUCGUCAAAUUAUGAAAAUAAAAAUUAUCGAUCUACGGAGUAUAUAAAUAUUCCUAGACAACAAAUGACUACAUUUGUCGGUUCACACGAAAAACUUUCAGCUUCCAAAAUCCCUGAACAAAUUCAAAGAACACCGAAUCAUGAAAAUAAGCUUCAACUAGCCGGUUCUCAAGGGAAAAUUUCUCCGCGAAUUCCACAACAUCUAAACGUACAAAGAUAUAGUCAAGUAUCGCCUAUUUAUGGUUCCCAAGAAAGAAUGUCACGUUCAAGAACACCGGAUCAUAUAAACAUUCAAAACCACGCACAAAUAUCUCCGCAUUACGAUAUUAAAAUCAAUGCGGAUUGCCACGAACGAUCUCUAAAUAGUACAAGGAGAUCACCAACACCGAAUAUCCUAUUACAAAAUACAGAGCUAUCUACAGUUAGACCACAAAGCUCUCGGUCAUCUACACCUGUAGAUUUACGAAUACCACCACAAUCUAAUAAGCAAUCGCCUCAAAAAGAAGAGAUGAGAAGAAGCGUGGAAGCUUACUAUUGGAAGGAAAUAAAGAAAUUAAAAGAAUUAGAAAACAGAGAUUUGUAUUACUACCAAGUACAAUACAUGCCGUUCGGAUAUAGCGAGGAACCUAUAAGCAUCAGAAAGUCUAGAAGCUCUUCGCCGUCUCAAAGAAAUGGCAGAAGAAGUUUAAGCUUACCAAGAGAACAAAAAUCACAUGUACAGCAAACAACAGAAGUAGAUGGUUACGGAAGAUUUCAACCUAUGCCUAUCCCAGAAGGUAGAGCUGUCGUCAAUUAUUCAAAUUACUAUAAUCAAAACUUGAGAAGAAACGCUCCCGAAAGGCGAACCAUAGACGCUGUUCCAAGGAAUGGUAGUAAUUCGAUGAAUAGACCAAUUUUUAAGAGAGGCAGUCUCACAGCUCCCGUUAGGGAGGUGAUAGAAGAUCAGCAGUACAAAAAAGUUAGUUUUGGUAACAGACAAGACGAAGAUGCGUGGCCUACUAGGAACGGAUAUACACAAUAUCCGCCUCAAAGACCAAAACGUGUAGAAAGUACAGAUGACGAUGUUUUCUUGCCCAAUUCACAACAAACAACUAAACUAAUUGUUGAUGGUAAAGAAAUAUAUGGAUAUACCAACAGACCCUACGAUAAUUUAGUAGUUAGACAGCAGGAGUCACCAUACUACCAAAAUGCCAAUUUUUAUCGACAAAUUCACCAAGAGCUACCACCAUCAGAAGAUCCUAGGAGUAUGCCUAGAUACAAUACCACUCAACUUGCAGAGCCCACAUAUAUACAACACCAAAGAGUGUCUAGAAGGAUGUCAUUCGAUAAUGUCCAGCCCCAAAGAAGACAAAUAUACGUAAAAGACGACGUAUACGGAUACUUCGGAGGAUAUGUGCCAGGAGAUCAACAAAAUGUCGUGUACGCUUCAAGGCAAAACAUAGAUGAAUCUUUGUACGGUUAUAGCCGAGGUGUUCCUAAACAAAUAACAGUUAGAGAUAAAGUUUGCGAUAUGUACGGACAAAUCCAUGAUAGAAACAGUCCAUCAUUAAAUGUAAAAAAAUCUGGUGUUAUACUUGGACAAGUACAACAGCUGCAAAAUUCUUCUUAUUCCCCGUUGCCGAAUCAAAACUUUGUAAGAAACUCUAGAUUAACGGCAAGUGCUAACGAUAUGUAUAGACGCUAUCAAAACGGUGAUCCUAGAUAUACUAAUAAUGUGAUAUAUGACAUAGCCCCUUCUAGACCUUUACCGCCUGUUCCUACGGAAAAAAAAGUGCAUGUACGACAUAAUAUGGAUAAUGGGGCUGAAAUUAAUGAUUUAGGGAUAAACAAUAGUGCCGGGAAAACUAAAAAACGUGCAGUUUUUGGUAAGUGAGUGUCAAGAUAUUUUGAGAGUUUGAGAGAUGGUUUUAUCAUCUUCUUUAUGCUACAUACUAACUACUAUCCUUCAUCUUUCCCUUGCCCUCUUCAAGUCUUGAUCAAAUUUUCUGUGUGUCUUUCCUAUUCCAAUUCAAACAUGAGAUUCUUCGAAAUUAGUAGAAAUAUAUCUAUAUAAGUAACUUUAAGAAGGAUAGGAAACAAACAAUGAGAUGAUAUUGUUAUAUUUUCAUUUAUAUAAACAACAAAAUUAGCACUCUAUCGAAAAGUAUGUAUAAUGAGUAAAAUUGAGGGUAAUUAGAUUCAUUCUACGACGUGAAAUAAUUUCCAUAUUUCCAUUUAUUUUUGUAUUUUCUAAUAGUAAUGGUUUGAGACAUCUUGUAUAUAUCAACAAAAAUAAUAAUAUAGACGAUAAUAAACACUACAGAAACUCAACAACUUAUGAACUUUUUUUCUGUAAUUUGAAGGUUUAUAAUUAAGACAAACAAGUUACAGUAUAUGAAAGUUGAUUAUUAUGAUUGCUGGAAUAAUGUUAAUAUUUUUUAUAGUUCUGUAAUGAGUACCGACAUUCUAAAAAAAACUCCAGAAAAUUCCAUUAAGACCCUAAAUUACCGACUUGUUCCUAGUCAGAGCAGUUGAAUCGUUACCUAUAUAAUAUUUAUCAAUACGGUGUUUCGGAGAGAUAAUGAUGAACAGUUAAGUUCCAUGAAUCUAGCACGACAUUUUGCAGGAAAACUUUUGAUCAACAAUACACGAAAAUACUGAAUAUACUGUUUACACUUUUACUACAUCACUACUCAUAAUUACACUGUUUGAUGCGCGUUUCGAAAACCAAAUUAUUGUCUUCAGAUAUUGAAGGUAAAACAAGUUAGUGUAGUUGUGAUUGUUGGUGUAGUGCUAGUGUAAACAGUGUGUCCAAUAUGAAUGUCACCAACUUUUACACCAAAAAUCAUGAUUCACGCAAAAAGUCAACGCAUUCAAGGCAAUAUAAAAAUAAAGACCUAUAAUUGAAGCUUUAAUUUAAAAGAACUUAAUACAGGAGUUUAAUAAAAACUUGUUGUUCGUCCCAAUAUUCACAAAACGACUUUUUCAGUAUAACGGAAGAGUAGUUAUUUGUUUCUGUUUUUGAUUCUCAAUUUGGAAACAGUUCAUAUGUUAAUUGAAAACCUACUUAGAAGCCACAAAAAAUAGAUUACGAAGAAUUUUUUGGAAAUAAGAAAGUAGAAAAUAUAUAUUUCUCAUAUAUAUAUAUAUUGUUGUUUUUUUCCCAAAAAUGUCCACCAGGUAAAUUUAAAUAUGUAAUUUUUUCCUGAUACCAACAUUUAAAUACUUUCAGUAAAGUUAAUUAAGCAUUUUUUUAUGAAAAAGUGUUUGUAAAUUACUCUUGGCUCGUUAAAAGAGAAAUUUUUCUACAGAAAGGCAGAAAUUAAUUAACAACUUUCAGAUGUGUUAUAAUUUUUAUGUACCCUAUACAUAACCUAAAAUUUGCAAGAUUUCCUAUAAUUUCUAAAAAAAUGUAAUGGAAAAAUAUAUAUGAGUAAUCUUAUUAUUAAAAAGAUGAUAGUAGUAAUGAUAAAUUUGGAAUAGGUGGUUUCGACAAAGUAACUAAUUUAGUUUAUUUGUUUUAUGAUAACAUUAAUUAGAGAAACCUGUCCGUAUGAAAUUGGAUUGUUAUUCAAAUAUACACAAUUAAUAUUUGUUGAAAUUAAAUAUGUUUUAUCAGAAUUUCGAAUACAGUCAUAUUUUUAGAACCCUUUUAGGAUCAGCAUUUUAAGAAUAACUGUAGCAAUUUUUUCUAAUUAAUCAAUUGCCAUUUCUAUUGUUUAAUUUGUUUCAUAAAUUACUAUGACCUUUCUAUUAAUACCGAUUUGAAUCUAUAAUUUGAAACGGAUGCAUAUUUUCUGAUUUUAUUUUUAGUUUUGCCUUUAUUUUUCUUCUCUAAUGAAUUUGGUUUCCAGAUUUAACAUGUAUUUAAUAUAAAUUUGAUAGAACCUUCAUUUUUCUUUUAUAUGUUUUAUUCAUUCAAUCCUCUUGAAUUUGUAUUUACAUAUGUGUAUAACUAACAUAAAACGUAAAACCCUCUUUCAAAUCUCAAAAUCUUGAAUUAAGACUGCACUUGAAUAAUUUUUAUUCUGUGUAAAAAUAUUAUGUAGACUUUUUUAUAUAAAUAUAGCUUCUAUGUAUAAAAUAUGUUUACCAGUGCUAUUUUUCAUGUUAUCGAAAUAAAUAUAAUACUAAAAACUUU